AGGAGUCUGACUGCAUGCAGAGUGGGUGGGUUCUGGCCCACUCAGUUUCUUGCACAGCCGACCACUUGAAGGAGAAGGAAUUCUUCAACCUCUUGUUUCAAAAGACCUUGGACUAUUUUCUGCUGCUCAACUCCCUUCACUCCCCCUUUUCAGUGAACAAAAGGUCCUAAGAGGAGGAUGAGGCAGCUGAGAGGAAAACCCAAAAAAGAGACCUCCAAAGAUAAAAAGGAGAGAAAACAGGCGAUGCAAGAGGCCCGGCAACAAAUCACCACCGUAGUGCUUCCCACGCUGGCUGUUGUAGUACUGCUGAUUGUUGUGUUUGUUUAUGUGGCGACUCGUCCAAAUACAACUGAAUGACGCAGCUUUUCAGACUUCCUAGCUUUGGGGUAUUAAUAAUUUUAUCAAGAGCCAAAAGGAACUCUCUGCCACUCUUUUAGUACUUUGCAAAGGAACUUGCUGGUAUUUGCAAGUUUCUCUUGGUUAGGGUCCCGCAGUUUCUCUUUAGGAAUGUAACAUAAAACGUAUUAGUGAAUGUGCCAGUACGUUUUAUGGUCUGGUUCAUGUGCCUUUCACACUUUCAAAAUGGUGUUUUUCUUAAAUCUGUUUGAAGCUCUAUCUUGUAAAAGGUAAUUGUGUUCUGCUAUAAAUUUGUAACAAAUCAGCUUUCAGCUUUUAUCACUGUUAUGGGUAACGUUGCUCCCAUGAGCUCUUGUAUGUCUAUUCCAGAACUUCCAAAGAAGUACAUUUCUUCUUUGUACUUACUGUCAUAUGAAGUGCUUUGAUUCAGAAAGGAUAUAUUUAUUUUUUGAAUAAAAGAGAGAAGUCUUACUUGGAAACUUUGAAUUAUUUUGCAAAAAAUGUGACUUAUUGUGAAAGCCUACGUUGUGUGAUAAUUUUUUCAUUAAACACUAUAUGGUUCACUCAAAAAGAAUUUAUUUGUGCUGUGAGGUGCCGACAUGCAAAGUGAAUGCUUCAGGAUCUGCUGGAAGGAAUCUUACGGAAGUUGGAAAGGGUGAUUCUACCAGUUUAUGGUGAAGUAACUAAUAACAAACUACAUAAACACAGAUAGUUGUUUAUCUGAAUGUUAAAUAUUUAAAUCUGUAUAAAGUAGCAAUAAAAAGGUG
Messenger RNA from Pygoscelis adeliae (Adelie penguin), 1124 nucleotides. It is a transcript of the gene SMCO4, whose product is annotated as single-pass membrane protein with coiled-coil domains 4. The coding region runs from base 178 to 357 and encodes 59 amino acids. The transcript is spliced from 2 exons. The record is from RefSeq and is a predicted model, not a curated record. NCBI's taxonomy places the organism in Eukaryota, Metazoa, Chordata, Aves, Sphenisciformes, Spheniscidae.